UCUAUUAACGACAGUGUCAACAAUCAGCAUUAAUUUAAGCGGUUUUUUACUAAAGACUAUUUAAAAUGAAUAGAGGCAGAAGAAAUUUUCACUCGUAUUGGAAAGAAGGUGGGUUCGAACCCGUAAAAAGAGAAGUGUCCAGUAAAAAUAAUACUUCAGUCACUGUGACUAUGCUGAAGGCAUGGUGCAAAGUUUGCAAAAGAGAUUUAGCAAACACUCCUAUAGUCAGACUCCGCAAUCAUCGUAAAUCCUGCAUAUUUCACACAGACAGUGAAACUACUACUACUGUCAGUUCGAAUGACGUAAAUGGAAAUGCUGUCACGGCCACGAACGUGGAAGAAUUUAAUUCUACUUCUACAGUCGAAAAAGAUAACGACUAUAACUCAGCUUUGGAAUCUGCAAACGCUAGUGCAAAACGUAAAGAGAGGAAACUAUUGUCUAGAUUUCAGCCAGAGCCAGAACAAGCUAUUCAAUUGGUAUCAAGACAAAGUGUAUCAAGUGUUGGACCAUAUAAAUUACUGCAGCCACCAAAAAAAAGGAGCAUCACGAAAAUCAUUCGUUGACUGCAUUGAUGAAAAGACAAAACUUAAAAUAAAUGAAAGCUUACUAAAACUUAUUCUAAGUUUAGGCAUUGAUAUUGAACUUAUAGAUAUUAAUUACUUUUAUGAGUUAUGUAAAGUAUUAAGACCAGAAUAUGAACUUUCUCUAUCGGUUGAUUUACUUAAACAAAUUGUACCUGGACUUUACAAUAACUUAGUAAAAGCUAUUCAAACAGUAAGAAAAAGAAUGUGGCAAAAAGAAUGUGGAGAAAUCUUGAGUCUAACUUUUGCCAACGAAGGCAGAUAUUUUAUAAUAGGGAGUGACUUAUCCAUACAUAUAGAACCAUUCAUUGUUGUGUCAAUUGAUAAAAUAAAACAGUUUAGUACUAAAGUUUACGCUGUUGUUUAGAACGCAGAAAGAAUGCUUAGAUUAGAAGAGGCUAAUAGGAGUUUUUGAUUUUUCAAUUGUUUAUCCAGCUCAAUAUACUCAAUUAUUGAUUUAAUCUUAGAUGAAAAUUUAAAAGAUACCAUAACUGUUAUUGUGAACGAAUUUAUGGACUUUGAAAAGGAAAAAGAAUUAUUAAAAUUUGGUGGUUGAACCAAAUAAGCUUUACAAAUUCUAUUGACAAAAACAUUUAUGAAGUGCUCAUACUAGUAUCUAAAAAUUUAAGUUGAAUGCGUCAAAUGAUAACAGAAAACAAGUACGAGCUUACUCGUGAGAUUUUUUCUUAUUAUAAUUGAAAAUAAAAUUGGUGCGGAUUUGAAAAAUGUGAUAAAUGUUUUAACUGAUGUUCUGGAAAUGUCUCAUUUUAAUAAAAAAGUUGAAUACAUAAUUGCAGAUGCUCUUGAAGAUUUCAUGAAUAUUGAAAUAAAAGCUGAAAAUUUAAACUUGAGAAAUAGUAAUUUAAUUAGAGAUGAAUUGAAAAGUAAUUUUAAUUUUAUUUCUAUAGCAGCUAAUUACUUACACUCCGCUUAUCAAGGCAUAAAAUCGAAAAUGUUUGAGCCUGACAGCGAAAAAAUUGUCAUUGAAUUUUUUAUUUGUAACACGGACGAAGAUAUUAUGAGUGCUUUCUUAAAAUUCAAGGACAACAUAGAUAUUUUCAAAGUUCUAUGUAAAAAAAAAUAUGAAAAUGUCAAAAUAUUUUACCAAACAGUACAACCAUUUCACAAAAGGUUUAGUGAAUUUUGUUUUAAAUUAAUUAAAAUACCUGCUUAUUCGAAUCACAAAGAAUUCAAAAUAAACUUACCAAAAAAUUUAGAUAUUAUACAGGAAAAGCAAAUACGAGAGCUUUUCUACUUACUGAAAUGUAAUGAAACGAAAAGAGAAAAAAUGAUUUCAACUUAGUUUUAUUAUUAGAGAACAACCAAAAUUUAUGAGAAUUUUGU
Molecule: messenger RNA, 1925 nt
Organism: Phymastichus coffea
Lineage: Eukaryota; Metazoa; Arthropoda; Insecta; Hymenoptera; Eulophidae
Exons: 3
Coding region: 66-563 (165 amino acids)
Source: RefSeq, a predicted model, not a curated record